Messenger RNA from Linum trigynum, 12413 nucleotides. NCBI's taxonomy places the organism in Eukaryota, Viridiplantae, Streptophyta, Magnoliopsida, Malpighiales, Linaceae. The record is from the annotation of a GenBank genome assembly.
CAGAGGGGGUGGGCGCUAGACAGCUAGCCCCAGGACAUGCCAAGGGGGGUGACCACCAUCAUACCACCCCCAAGACGUGGUGAGGGGGGUGAUGGCCGAAUUUGGCUAAGGAAAGGAGUAUGGUAGCCAUCCCCAGGAGAUACCAAGGGGGGUGGCCACCAUCAUACCACCCCCAGGACGUGGCAAGGGGGGGUGGGCAUCAUACCACCACCCCCAGGAGGUACCAAGGGAGGUGGCCAUCAUACCACCACCCCAGGACGUGGCAGGGGGGGGGGGACAUCAUACUGCCACCCCCAAUUUGGCUAAGGCAAGGAGUAUGGUAGCCACCCCCAAUGGUUGGCCACCAUCAUACCACCCCCAGGACGUGGCAAGGGGGGUGGGCAUCAUACCACCACCCCCAGGACGUGGCAAGGGGGUGUACAUCAUACUGCCACCCCCAUAACAUGAUGACGGGGGUGAUGCCGAAUUUAGCUAAGGCGAGGGGAGAAGAUGUAAAAUGUGGCUAAGUAUGGAAGAUGAUGAGGGUGGAAGGAGCCCCCCCCCCCCAUGAGGUGGUCUGGGGGCCACCAACAUAGCACCCCCAUGGUAUGAUCAGGGGGGUGAGGGUUCACCAACGCCAGCUCCCAUGAGGAUGAUAUAGUGGUGGGAUGAUCCAUAUGACCCCAUGGGGGAUGCCCCCAAUGGUAUGGUGAGGGGGUCACCAACGUACAUCCCCAUGGUAUUUACAAGGCAAGGGGGUCAUGUGAGCACGUGGUCUCUUAACUCUCCUAUUGGUGAAGUAUUUUUGGCAUUUUUAAUUCAUGUGAUUCAAAUACCCACCCAUAUGUGGCACGUGGUAUUCCAUCAUGCCUUAGCCAUUUUUUCUCUAUAGACAAGCGAAGCUAUGGAGGAGAUACCAAGAGCAGGGAGUGAGAUCUCAAGAGGAGGGGGACAGGGCUGAAGAAGGUGGCACAUCCAACGUCAGGGUAACCGUCAAAGCAGUUGAGAGGGUAACCGCCACUCCACAUCGGCAGAGCAGUUUCUCGAAGCAGUUACUUCUGGUGGCUAUAAAUAGGAGGUGAAGAUGACGGAGAAAGGGUUCGCAAAAAUCACAACUCGACACCACUUGUCAAGUUUUAUCUUUUUAUCUUUUCCUCUGCAGAUUUUAGCCAUAGUCGUAGUUUUUGGAGCUCUCACUGAACCUCCAUAGGAGUAGGGCUAAUUUAAUGUAGAUUUUCCUCGUAGUUCAUCAAAACAUUGAACACCCUUGUUUGAAAUUUGUUCGAAGUGGUGUGAACUGUGUUUUUUGAUCGUUUGUUUGGAAGUCAAAGGUGCAAAAUCGAAUUAUGUUCAUCUAGUUUUUUUCGCCGGGAAAACACCUUGGAUUUUGAAGGAGACGGAUCACAGAUUCAUCCUUAGAAUACUCUCCACCAAUGAUGAAGUUUACUAAUCGCCGGUUUAGGCAGAAAUUUUGUCGAACUUUUUCGGGGGUAUUUUGGUAAUUUUCCGAUAAUUUUUUUAAAGGUCGUUUUCCGUGGCUUUUGAAGGCUGCAGAUCACGGAUUCAGGCUGAGGCUAUUAUUUAGGGAUGAAUAAGUCUAUUAAACACCUUUUCGGGCGGAAUAUUUUCGGGGCCAUUUUUGGCAAAUUCCAAAAACGUACCAUCACCGAUUUCGGGCGAUUUUUUGAAAAUGUCAUUUUUCCUUGGAUUUUGAAGGCGACGGAUCACAUAUUUGUUCUAAGGGUAAUCUCCACCAAUGAUGAAGUCUACUAAUCGCCGAUUUGGGCAGAAAUUUGGUCGAACUUUUUCGGAGGGCAUUUUGGUAUUUUUUUGACGAUUUUUUUGAAAUGCAAUUUUCCAUGGAAUUUGAAGGUUGCAGAUCACUGAUACAGGCUGAGACUAUUCUUUAGGGUUGAAUAAGUCUAUUAAACACUGUUUCGGGCAAAAUAUUGAUGGGGCCAUUUUUGGCAGAUUCCAAAGGGGUACCAUCACCGAAUUCGGGCGAUUUUUUGGAAAGACAUUUUCCUUUGUUUUUGAAGGCGACGGAUCACUAAUUCGUCCUUAUGGUACUCUCCACCCAUAAUGAAGUCUACUAAUCGCCGAUUUGGGCUAAAAUUUGGUCAGCCUUUUUUGGAGGGCAUUUUGGUAAUUUUAUGAUUAUUUUUUCAAAAGACUGUUUCCAAUGAAUUUUGAAGGCUUCUGAUCACGGAUUCAGGCUGAGGCUAUACUUUAGGGAUGAAUAAGUCUAUUAAACACUGUUUCGGGCGGAAUAUUUCCGGGGACAUUUUUGGCAUAUUCCAAAGAGGUACCAUCACUGAUUUCGGGCGAUAUUUUGGAAAGUCAUUUUCCUUUGAUUUUGAAUACGACGGUGCACUGAUUCAUCCUUACGGUACUCUCCACCAAUGAUGAAGUACACUAAUCGCCGAUUUAGGGUGAAAUUUGGUUGAACUUUUUCGGAGGGCACUUUGGAAAAUUUUCGAUGAUUUUUUCAAAAGGAUGUUAUGUAUUGAUUUUGAAGGCUGCUAAUCACGAAUUCAGGUUGAGGCUAUUCUUUUCGGAUGAAUAAGUCUAUUAAAUACCGUUUCGGGCGGAAUAUUUCCAGGGCCUUUAUUGGCAGAUUCCAAAUGCGUACCAUCACCGAUUCCGAUGAUUUUUUCGUAAGGUCGUUUUCCUUUGAUUUCUGAGGGCUGCAGAUCACUGAUUCAGGCUAGGCUAUUAUUUAGGGAUGAAUAAGUCUAUUAAACACCGUUUCGGGCGGAAUAUUUCCGGGGUAAUUUUUGGCAGAUUCUAACCGAUUUAGUGCGAUUUUUUCAAAAGACCGUUUUCCAUAGAUUUUGAAGGCUGCAGAUCACAGAUUUAGGCUGAGGCCAUUCUUUAGGGACGAAUAAGUCUAUUAAACCCCGUUUUGGGCGGAAUAUGUCCAGGUCAAUUUUUGGCAGAUUCCAAAGGGGCACCAUCAUCGAUUUCGUGCGAUUUUUUCAAAAGUCCCUUUUCCAUGGAUUUUGAAGGUUGCAGAUCACGGAUUUAGGCUGAGGCUAUUCUUUAGGGAUGAAUAAGUCUAUUAAACACCGUUUUAGGCGGAAUAUUUCCAGGGCCAUUUUUGGCAUAUUCCAAAGGGGGUACGAUCACCGAUUUCGGGCUAUUUUUAAGAAAGACCAUUUCCCUUGGAUUUUGAAGGCGACGAAUCAUAUAUCCAUCCUUAGGGUACUCUCCAUCAAUGAUGAUUUCUACUAAUCGCCGAUUUAGGCAUAAAUUUGCUCUAACUUUUUCGGAGUGCAUUUUGGUAAAUUUUUGGAGAUUUUUUCGACAAGCCGUUUUCCAUGGAUUUUGAAUGCUGCAGAUCACGGGUUCAGGCCGAGGCUAUUCUUUAGGGAUGAAUAAGUCUAUUAAACACAGUUUCGGUCAGAAAAUUUCCGGGGCCAUUUUUGAGAGAUUCCAAAGGGGGUACCAUCCCCGAUUUCAGGAGAUUUUAUAGAAAGACAUUUUCCUUUGAUUUUGAAGGCGACGGCUCACUGAUUCGUCCUUUUUGUACUCUCCACCAACGUAAAGUCUACUAAUCGCCGAUUUGGCUAAAAAAUUGUCUUACUUUUUUGGAGGGCAUUUUGGUAAUUUUUCAGUAAUUUUUUUGAAAAGCCUUUUUUCAUGGAUUUUCAAUGUCGCAGAUCACGGAUUCUGGCUGAGGCUAUUCUUUAGGGAUGAAUAAAUCUAUUUAACACCGAUUCGGACGGAAUAUUAACGGGGCCAUUUUUGGCAAAUUCCAAAGGGAUACAUCACCGAUUUCGGGCGAUUUUUUGGAAAGAACAUUUUCCUUGGAUUUUGAAGGAGACGGAUCAAAGAUUCGUCCUUAGAAUAAUCUCCGCCAAUGAUGAAGUUUACUAAUCGCCGAUUUAGGCAGAAAUUUUGUCGAACUUUUUCAGGGGUAUUUUGGUAAUUUUCUGAUAAUUUUUUUAAAGGUCGUUUUCCAUGGCUUUUGAAGGCUGCAGAUCACGGAUUCAGGCUAUUAUUUAGGGAUGAUUAAGUCUAUUAAACACCUUUUCGGGCGGAAUAUUUCCGGAGCCAUUUUUGGCAAAUUCCAAAAGCGUACCAUCACCGAUUUCGGGUGAUUUUUUGUAAAUGCCAUUUUCCUUGGAUUUUGAAGGCGACAGAUCACAUAUUCGUCCUUAGGGUGAUCUCCACCAAUGAUGAAGUCUACUAAUCGCCGAUUUGGGCAGAAAUUUGUGCCAACUUUUUCCCAGUGCAUUUUGGUAAAUUUUCAACAAUUUUUUCAAAAGGUGGUUAUCCAUGUAUUUUGAAUGCUUGACAUCACUGAUUCAAGAUGAGGCUAUUCUUUAGGGAUAAAUAAGUCUUUUAAACACCGUUUCCGAAGGAAAUAUUUUCGGGCUCAUUUUUUGGCAGAUUCCAAAGGGCAAAGGGGUACCAUCACCACUUUGAGGCGAUUGUUUAGAAAAGCCAUUUUCCUUGGAUUUUGAAGGCGACGGAUAACAGAUUCGUCCUUAGGGUACUUUCCACUAAUGAUGAAGUCUACUAAUUGCCGAUUUGGGCAAAAAUUUUGUCAAACUUUUUUGGAGGGCAUUUUGGUAAAUUUUCAGAUAUUUUUUCGAAAUGCCUUUUUCCAUCAAUUUUGAAGUCUUUAGAUCAAGGAUUCAGGCUGAGGAUAUUCUUUAGGGAUGUAUAAUUCUAUUAAACACCGUUUUGGGCAGAAUAUUUCCGGGGCUAUUUUUGGGAGAUUUCAAAGGGGUACCAUCACCGAUUUCGGGCGAUUUUUUGGAAAGGUCAUUUUCCUUGGAUUUUGAAGGAGACGGAUCACAGAUUCGCCCUUAGGGUACUCUCCACCAAUGAUUAAGUAUACUAAUCCCCAAUUGGGGCAAAAAUUUGGGCGAACUUUUUCGGAGGGCAUUUUGGUAAUUUUGGUGAUUUUUUCGUAAGCCUGUUUUUCCAUGGAUUUUGAUGGCUACAGAUCGCGGAUUCAGGCUGAGGCUAUUCUUUAGGGAUGAAUAAGUCUAUUAAACACCGUUUCAGGCGAAAUAUUUCUGGAGCCAUUUUUGGCAAAUUCCUAAGGGGUACCAUCAAUGAUUAAUGAUGAUUUUUUGGAAAGGCCAUUUUUCUUGGAUUUUGAAGGCGACUGAUCACAGAUUCAUCCUUACGGUACUCUACACCAAUGAUGAAGUCUAAUAAUCGCCGUUUUGGAUAAAAAAAAUUGUCGAACUUUUUCGAAGGUCAUUUUGGUAAUUUUUUGGUGAUUUUUUCGUAAGGUCGUUUUCCAUUGAAUUUGAAAAUUGCAUAUCACGGAUUCAGGUUGAGGCUAUUCUUUAGGAAUGAAUAUGUCUAUUAAACAUCGUUUCGGGCGGAAUAUUUACAGGUACUUUUUUGGGAGAUUCCAAAGGGGUACAUCACCUGAUUUCAGGCGAUUUUUUGAAAUGCCGUUUUCCUUGGAUUUUGAAGUUGACGGAUCACAGAUUCGUUCUUAGGGUACUCUCCACCAAUGAUGAAGUCUACGAAUCGCUAAUUUGUGCAGAAAUUUGGGGGAACUUUUCCGGAGGGAAUUUUGUUAAUUUUUCGGCGAUUUUUUCGAAAGAUCCUUUUUCAUGAAUUUUGAAUGAUGUAGAUCACGGAUUCAGGAUGAGGCUAUUCUUUAGGGAUGAAUAAUUCUAUUAAACACCGUUUCAUAUUGAAUAUUUCCGAGGCUUUUUUUUUUGCAGAUUCUAAAGGGGCUACCAUCACAGAUUUCAGGCAAUUUUUUUUAAGACCAUUUUCCUUGGAUUUUGAAGGUGACGGAUCACAGACUCGUCCUUAGGGUACUCUCCACCAAUGAUAAAGUCUACUAAUCGCCGAUUUGGGCAGAAAUUUGGUCGAACUUUUUCGGAGGGCAUUUUGGUAAUUUUUUGAAGAGUUUUUUUGAAAUGCUAUUUUCCAUGGAUUUUGAAGGCUGCAGAUCACUGUUUCAGGCUGAGGCUAUUCUUUAAGGAUGAAUAAGUCUAUUAAACACCGUUUCGGACAAAAUAUUUUCGGGCCCUUUAUUGGCAUAUUCCAAAUGGGUCUAUACCCGAUUUCAGGGGAUUUUUUGGAAAUGCCAUUUUCCUUGGAUUUUGAAGGCGACGCAUAAAUGAUUCGUACUUAGGGUACUCUCCACCAGUGACGAAGUCUACUAAUCGCCAAUUUGGGCAGAAAUUUGGUCGUUCUUUUCGGAGGGCAUUUUGGUAAAUUUUCUGUGAUUUUUUUCAAUAGGCCAUUUUCCAAUGAUAUUGAAGGCUGCAGAUCACGGAUUCAGGCUGAGGCUAUUCUUUAGGGAUGAAUAAGUCAAUUAAACGUCGUUUCGGAUGGAAUAUUUCCGGAGCCAUUUUUGGCAAAUUCCAAAGGGGUACCUUCACCGAUUGCAGGCUUUUUUUUCAAAGGCCAUUUUCCUUGGAUUUUGAAAGCUACGGAUCACAGAUUCGUCCCUAGGGUACUCUCCACCAAUGAUGAAGUCUACUAAUCGCCGAUUCAGACAGAAAUUUGGUCCUUCUUUUUCGAAGGGUAUUUUGGAAAAUUUUAUGUUUUUUUUCUCGAAAUGUCGUUUUCCAUGGAUUUUGAAGGCUGUAGAUCACGAAUUCAGGCUGAGGCUAUUCUUUAGGGAUGAAUAAGUCAAUUAAACACCGUUUCUUGCGGAAUAUUUCCGGGGAAUGAGAUAUGGUCACUUCCACUUAGGGGGUUGUGAGAUUCACAACCAAGGGUAAUUUGGAUAUAACUAAAAAAAAUUUAUUAAUUAAUUUUUUCGUAUUAAUUACAUAUUGGGAAAUAAAACCCAUAUUAAAUUACAUAUUGAUAAAUAAAUUUAUCUCUCUCUACUUUUUCCAGGUGCGUCUUCGCUCCUACCGCCAAACUUACUCUAACUGGCAGACUUUUUUUCGGUGAGAACCUUCAGUCAGACUCACUCAGGCGACCUACAGAAAAGUACAACUUCGUGUGCGCUAGUGGUAGUGAUUUUCAUCUAGCGUACUAGUAAAUUACCAAUGGCACUGGUACGAUACCAGUGAGUAGUGGUAGCGUACCAGUACCACUGGUAGCGUAUCACUGGUAGCGUACCACUACCCCUACUGAUUGGUGGUGCUACCACUAGCACUAGUAGCCUACCACUAGCACUGUAGUGUACCACUAGCACUGGUUGCAUACCAAUAGCACUGUAAGUGUACCACUAGAGACUAAGAAAGAAAAACCAUAUCUGAAAUAUGAAAAAUCCCAGAUCCGAAAAAAAUUAGGGGAUGAGGGAAGGGGAAGGCAGAGGAGAGGUGGUUACCUCGUGGUGGCGGCGACGGCAGUGUGAAGACAGGUGGUGGAUGGAGGCGGAGGACGAAUGGAAGGGGGAGGCAGAGGCGACUUUGGUGAUGGUGGCGGGAGGCGGUUGCAGCGACAGAGGGCAGCGAGAGGGCUGCGACCUGGAGAGGCUGUGAUGGUGGUGGCGCCGACGACAGGGGGUGGCGUCGGAGGGCGGCUAGAGGGCUGGAUGGUGGUGGCUCUGACGCUAGGGGCAGAUGUGAUGAAGAAGAAGAGGAAGAAGAAGGGAUAACUACGGUGGUGGCUGCAGAAAAGAGGGAUCUGAUUAGGGUUUUUAGAGAAAGGAAAGGAUGUGGAAAUUAAUAGUGAUAGUAAUCCUAUAUGGUUAGUUUUUUCCAUUCCAAAAAUACCCUUCGAGUAAUCCUAACCAUCGAUUUACAAAAAGAAGAAAGAGACAGGAGAGAGAAUGUAUCCAAUGGCUAAAAAGUGAGUUGUGAAUCUCACAACCCCCUUAGGGUUGUGACUUGUGACGGUAUCUCAUCCCUAUUUCCGGGGCCAUUUUUGGCAAAUUCCAAAGGGUACCAUCACCGAUUUCAGGCGAUUUUUUGGGAAGGCCAUUUUCCUUAGAUUUUGAAGGCGACAGAUCACAGAUUCAUCCUUAGGGUACUCUCCACCAAUGAUGAAGUCUACUAACUGCCGAUUUGGGUAGAAAUUUGGUCGAACUUUUUCAGAGGGCAUUUUAUUAAAUUUUCGACGAUUUUUUUGAAAUAUCGUUUUUCAUGGAUUUUGAAGGCUGCAGAUCAUGGAUUCAGGCUGAGACCAUUCUUUAGGGAUGAAUAAGUCUAUUAAACACCGUUUCGGGCGGAAUAUUAUCGGGGCCAUUUUUGGCAUAUUCCAAAGGGGUACCAUUACCGAUUUCGAGCGAUUUUUUGGAAAUGCCAUUUUCCUUGGAUUUAGAAGCGACCCAUAAAAGAUUCGUACUUAGGGUACUCUCCACCAAUGACGAAGUCUACUAAUCGCCGAUUUGGGCAUAGAUUUUGUCGUUCUUUUUCGGAGGGCAUUUUGGUAAUUUUUUGGUGAUUUUUUCGAAAGUCCGUUUUCAAUGGAUUUUGAAGGCUGCAGAUCACAGAUUCAGGGUGAGGCUAUUCGUUUGGGAUGAAUAAAUUUAUCAAACACCGUUCCGGGCGGAAUAUUUCUUGGGCCUUUAUUGGCAGAUUCCAAAGGGGUAUCAGCGAUUUCAGGCGAUUUUUUGGAAAUGUCAUUUUCUUGGAUUUUGAAGGCGAUGCAUAAAAGAUUCGUACUUAUGGUACUCCCCAACAAUGACGAAAUCUACUAAUCGCCGAUUUGGGCAGAAAUUUGGUCGUUCUUUUUCGGAAAGCAUUUUGGUAAUUUUUCUGUGGUUUUUUCGAAAGGCCAUUUUCUAUGGAUUUUGAAGGCUGCAGAUCACGGAUUCAGGCUGAGGCUAUUCUUUAGGGAUGAAUAAUUCAAUUAAACACCGUUUCGGGCGGCAUAUUUUCGGGGCCAUUUUUCGCAAAUUCCAAAGGGGUACCAUCACCGAUUUCAGACGAUUUUUUGGAAAGGCCAUUUUCCUUGCAUUUUGAAGGUGACGGAUCAUAGAUUCGUCCUCAGGGUACUCUCCAUCAAUGACGAAGUCUACUAAUCGCCGAUUUGGGCAGAAAUUUGUUCGUUCUUUAUCGGAGGGCAUUUUGGUAAAUUUUCGCCGAUUUUUUCGAAAGUCCGUUUUCCAUGGAUUUUGAAGGCUGCAGAUCACAAAUUCGGGGUGAGGGUAUCCAUUUGGGAUGAAUAAGUUUAUCAAACACCGUUUCCGGCGGAAUAUUUCCGGGGCCUUUAUUGGCAGAUUCCAAAGGGGUAUCACCGAUUUCAGGCGAUUUUUUGGAAAUGCCAUUUUCCUUGGAUUUUGAAGGCGACGCAUAAAAGAUUCGUAUUUAGGGUACUCUCCACCAAUGAUGAAAUCUACUAAUCGCCGAUUUGGGCAGAAAUUUGGUCGUUCUUUUUCGGAGGGCAUUUUGGUAAUUUUCUGUGAUUUUUUCGAAAGGCCGUUUUCUAUGGAUUUUGAAGGCUGCAGAUCACCGUUUGGGGCGGCCUAUUUUCGGGUCCAUUUUUGGCAAAUUCCAAAUGGGUACCAUCACCGAUUUCAGGCGAAUUUUGGGAAAGGCCAUUUUCCUUGCAUUUUGAAGGUGACGGAUAACAAAUUUUUCAUUAGGGUACUCUCCACCAUUGACGAAGUCUACUAGUCUCCAAUUUGGGCAGAAAUUUGGUCGUUCUUUAUCGGAUGGCAUUUUGGUAAUUUUUUGCGAUCACAGAUUUUGAAGGCUGCAGAUCACAGAUUCGGGGUGAGGGUAUUCGUUAGGGAUGGAAAACUCGAUUAAACACCGUUUCGAGCGGAAUAUUUCCGGACACCGUUUUGGCAUAUUCCAAAUGAGUACCAUCACCGAUUUCAAACGACGGAUCACCUAUGAGGAAGUCUACUAAUCGUCAAUUUUGGCAAAGUUUUGGUCGAUCUUUUUCAGAGGGCAUUUUGGUAAUUUUUCGGCUAUUUUUUUCGAAAGGCUGUUUUCCAUCGUUUUUGAAGUCUAUAGAUCAAGGAUUCAAGCUGAGGCUAUUCUUUAGGGAUGAAUAAGUCUAUUAAACACCGUUUCGGGCGGAAUAUUGUCGGGGCCAUUUUUGGCAUAUUCCAAAGGGAUACCAUUACCGAUUUCGAGCGAUUUUUUUGAAAGGCCAUUUUCCUUCGAUUUUGAAGGCGACAGAUCAGGGAUUCGUCAUUAGGGUACUCUCCACCAACAAUGAAGUCUAUUAAUCACAAAUUCGGACAAAAAUUUGGGCGAACUUUUUCGGAGGGCAUUUCAUAAUUUCGGCGAUUUUUUCGAAAGACCGUUUUCCAUGGAUUUUGAAGGCUACAGAUCGCGGAUUCAGGCUAAGACUAUUCUUUAGGGAUGAAUAAGUCAAUUAAACACCGUUUCAGGCGAAAUAUUUUCGGAGCCAUUUUUGGCAAAUUCCAAAGGAAGUACCAUUACCGAUUAAAGGCGGUUUUUUGGAAAUGCCAUUUUCCUUGGAUUUUGAAGGUGACCGAUCUCAUAUUCGUCCUUACGUUACUCUCCACCAAUGAUGAAGUCUAAUAAUCGCCGAUUUGGGCAAAAUUUGGUUGAACUUUUUCUGAAGGUAUUUUGGUAAAUUUUUGGUGAUUUUUUCGAAAGGCAGUUUUCCAUGGAAUUUGAAAGUUGCAUAUCACGGAUUCAGGCUAAGGCUAUUCUUUAGGAAUGAAUAAAUAUUUUAAACACCGAUUCGGGCCGAAUAUUUCCCCUGCCAUUUUUGGCAGAUUCCAAAGUGGUACACCAUCAUUGAUUUCGGGUGAUUUUUUAGAAAUGCCAUUUUCCUUGGAUUUUUAAGGCGACGGAUCACAAAUUCGUCCUUAGGGUACCCUCCACCAACGAUGAAGUCUACUAAUCGCCGAUUUGGGCAAAAAUUUGGUCGAAAUUUUCAGAGGGCAUUUUGGUAAUUUUUCGGCUUUUUUUUAAGUGUCGUUUUUCAUGGAUUUUGAAGGCUGCAGAUUACAGAUUAAGGCUGAGGCUAUUCUUUAGGGAUGAAUAAUUCUAGUAAACACCGUAUUGGGCGGAAUUUUUCCAGGCCAUUUUUGGCAAAUUCCAAAGGAGUAACAUCACCGAUUUUAGGCGAUUUUUGGGAAAGACCAUUUUCUUUGGAUUUUGAAGGCGACAGAUCACAUAUUCGUCCUUAGGGUACUCUCCACCAAUGAUGAUGUCUAUUAAUCAACGAAUUGGGCAUAAAUUUGGGCGAACUUUUUCAGAGGGCAUUUUGGUAAUUUUUUGCGAUUUUUUCGAAACUCUGUUUUCUAUUGAUUUUGAAGGCUAUAGAUCAAGGAUUUAGACUGAGGCUAUUCUUUAGGGAUGAAUAAGUCUAUUAAACACCAUUUCAGGCGGAAUAUUUUCGGGGCCAUUUUUGGUAUAUUCCAAAGGGGCCUCUCUCUGGCUGGCAUCUUAUGGUCUUCUCUCUGGCUGGCAUCUUGUGGCCUGAGAUAAUUCGGUAUGGCUGGGACCCUAAUAAGAAGAAAUUGUUUAGUGCUUUUGAUUUCAGGCGAUUUUUUAGAAAGACCAUUUUCCUUGGAUUUUGAACGCGACAGAUCAUAGAUUCGUCCUUAGGAUACUCUCCACCAAUGAUGAAGUCUACUAAUCGCCGAUUUGGGCAAAAUUGUGGUCGAUGUUUUUCUGGGUGCAUUUUGGUAAUUUUUUGGCGAUUUUUUCGAAAGGCCAUUUUCCAUCGAUUUUGAAGGCUACAGAUCAAGGAUUCAGACAGAGGUUAUUCUUUAGGGAUGAAUAAGUCUAUUAAACACCAUUUCAGGCGGAAUAUUAACGGGGAUUUUUGGCAGAUUCUAAAGGGGUACCAUCACCGAUUUUGGGCGAUUUUUUUGGAAUGACCAUUUUCCUUGGAUUUUGAAGGCGACGGAUCACAGAUUCUUCCUUAGGGUACUCUCCACCAAUGAUGAAGUCUAUAAAUCGCCGAUUUGGGCAAAAAUUUGGUCAAACUUUUUCGGAGGGCAUUUUGGUAAUUUUUUGGCAAUUUUUUCGAAAGGCUGUUUUUCCAUGAUUUUGAAGGUUGUAGAUUGCGGAUUCAGGCUGAGGCUAUUCCUUAGGGAUGAAUAAGUCUAUUAAACACCGUUUCGGGCGAAAUAUUUUCGGAAGCCAUUUUUGGCAAAUUCCAAAGUGGUACCAUCACCGAUUAAAGGAGAUUUUUUGGAAAGGCCAUUUUCCUUGGAUUUUGAAGGUGACUGAUCACAAAUUCGUCCUUAUGGUACUCUCCACCAAUGAUGAAGUCUACUAAUCGCCGAUUUGGGCAGAAAUUUGGUCGAACAUUUUUGGAGGGCAUCUUGGUAAUUUUUUGACGAUUUUUUUGAAAUGUCGUUUUCCAUGGAUUUUGAGGGCUGCAGAUCACGGAUUCAGGCUGAGGCUAUUCUUUAGGGAUGAAUAAGUCUAUUAAACACCGUUUCGGGCGUAAUAUUUCCGGGGCCUUUAUUGGCAGAUUCCAAAGGGGUACCAUCACCGAUUUCAGGCGAUUUUUUUGAAAUGCCAUUUUCCUUGGAUUUUGAUGGCGACAGAUCACAAAUUUUUCCACAGGGCACUCUUUAGCAAUAAUGAAGUCUACUUAUCGCC